Messenger RNA from Electrophorus electricus (electric eel), 3784 nucleotides. It is a transcript of the gene rabgef1l, whose product is annotated as RAB guanine nucleotide exchange factor (GEF) 1, like. The record is from RefSeq and is a predicted model, not a curated record. NCBI's taxonomy places the organism in Eukaryota, Metazoa, Chordata, Actinopteri, Gymnotiformes, Gymnotidae. Gene Ontology annotation, molecular function: DNA binding; small GTPase binding; zinc ion binding. Gene Ontology annotation, cellular component: endocytic vesicle; cytosol. Gene Ontology annotation, biological process: vesicle-mediated transport.
AACAAAAGGCUAAGUCAAGUUGACAGUCAACACGAUAUUUGACUUUCAGUUGAUCCUUUUAACUGUGUCAGUCUGGGGUCGAACAGAUCGACAGCGCUAACGGUGUGCGCCGUGCAUUAGACUGCCUUCCGCUCUCCCAGCUGUGCCCAACCAGCACGGAAGAAUGAGUUCUCACGCCGAGCACAGGCGCAUCCGUGUGGAUCACUCGGCCCUGGUCUGUAAGAAAGGCUGCGGUUACUUUGGCAAUCCCGCCUGGCAGGGCCUCUGUUCCAAGUGCUGGCGGGAGGACAACCAGCAUGCGCGCUCCAAACAGGUCGAGGAAGACCGGGCCCUGGCAGAGAGACUGCAGAGAGAAGAAGAGGCUGCCUAUGCAAGUGGCCAGCAGAGGGCGCUCUCAGAGGCCUCCGCCACUCACUUGGGAAAGGCCGAAGAGAAGAGGAUGAGUCAGAAAUCGCGCUCUGUACCCACGGUCAAGAAAUUCUUCGGCUCGUCCUCUAAACCCACCCUGGGGAGAGACGCCACCGCCGCACAGACGAAACCAGACGCCAGUGGCUCCCUCGGCCCGCAGCCCGUGGUGGAGUCGGACCAAGCCACCAAGCACUUCAUCGACUUCCUGAAGACCCUGCAGAAGCCGGGGCGGGACAUCUUUAGGCAGUGCCACAGCUUCCGUCACAGUGUGGCCUACAAGAAGGAUCUUGGUGCGGAGGAGCUCACUGAAUCCAUACAGGACUUCUACCAGAGCCUGUCUGACCACUUAAACACCCUCUAUAAAGGGACCCCAGAACGAGUAGAGGUCGUAAUGGAUGAAGUGGAGAAGUACCUGACGCUGCAUCUGUAUGAGCAGACCUUCUGUCCUGAGUCCUCUGAUGAUGAAGUCAAAGACUUGGCUAUCCAAAAGAGGAUCCGGGAUUUACAUUGGGUCACAGUCCAGAUACUCUGUGCUCCGCUGAACGAAGAGAUUCCCGCAGUGUCCGACACUGUUGUGAAGGCCAUUACAGACAUCAUCGAGAUGGACUCCAGGCGCGUCCCGCGGGACAAGCUGCGCUACAUCACCAGGUGCAGCAAGCACAUCAUCCAUGGCGUGCGGCGCACCAAGCGGGAGGCUGCAUCAGCUGACGACUUCCUGCCGGCGCUCAUCUACGUGGUGCUGAAGGCCAACCCGCCUCGCCUGCACUCCAACAUCCAGUACAUCACCCGCUUCUCCAACCCCGGGCGUCUCAUGAGCGGCGAGGAUGGCUACUACUUCACCAACCUGUGCUGUGCGGUAGCUUUCAUAGAGAAGCUGGAUGCCGAGUCUCUAAACCUGAGUCCUGAGGACUUCGAGCUCUAUAUGUCCGGCCAGGCGUCCCCUGAUAGGCUGCUGGGCCCUGGACGGUCCUCUUCCUCCUCAUCUUCCUUACGGGGCGGCCCCGGCGCGGAGCCCGCGGGAGCCGGGGCGCCGCAGACACGUGGGCGGCGUGACCCGGACCUGCCGACGGGACCGGGGGUGCAGCAGGAGCAGUCUCUGCACAGGCCUGAACGCGACCUCAUCGAAUGGAGUGAUGGCAUGGAGCGCUCUGUGCAGGACGUCCUGGAGGGGCUCCAACUGGAGCCACGUUCCCCGGAGACAGGCUCCCAGCCCCCCUCCACUAUCGACUCGGAAAACGCUGACUGUGAGGGCCUGCCGCCUCCUCUCCAGCCUCAGGUGUUUGCUGGGUAGCCCCGCCCACCGGCCCACCCGCAUCGAAUGCCGCAGUGACUGUUUUUAACGUUUUGUCUCAGCACUUGGGUCCUGCUGAUUGAAGUGGGUGAUUAUGUCCUCUCUUAAAAAAUCGUUUAUCUGCCUUUUUGUCUUUCCUGAACUUGGGGAAGGGAUUUGCACACGUUCGGUUAUCUUCGAGCUCCUCUCAACAGUCUUUAAGUUUUAAUUUAAGCUUCACCAAUUGCAACAGAGCUGGCCAACACCUGCCUCACCGAGUCUUGUCUAUUAUGUAGAAAUCCGUGGUGUCCCUCCGUUGACUAGAGGAUUGUUUAUGACAGACAUAAAUAAGUAAACAAGUAAGCAAUAACCUGAAUAUUCCAUUCCAGUUUAAGCCAAAAUACCAAAAGUAAAGGUAGCAGCUUACAUGGUGAGAAGAUAGAAGCUAUGUAGCAGUUAUGAGCUGGAAUGGGACAUGAUAUUAAAAAUGGCCAGCCUGUAUUUCCAGUGGGAUACACCCAAGUCUCGCUGCUGUGCGGUGCCAUAAUUCCAGCCUUGUUCUGUUUUUGGUUUUGUGUGUGUUUUGCUGUCAUUGAAGUCCUGCUGUCCCUUUUGAGCCCCGAUGUCUCAUAACUCUUGACGUUGAGCCUGGCACGUACAUCAUGACUUGCCAGCCCUUAUCCGUGACUGCAGCCUCUGCUUCCAAGAGAUAAAUACUCGCACAUCAUAAUGGCGUAGUCCAAUUUAACAGAACAGGGCUUCGGAGCGCUGUGGACUGCGUUGACAUUCCUUUGACAUUUUAACCAGAUGUCUGCGUGGAUGGAGUGACGCAUAACGUAAACACGGCUUCAGGCAGUCCUGCUAAGCCCGAGCCCCCAAAGUCCUGCUUUGAUGUCACAUCACCACCCUCAGGACUCUCAGGUAGCGACAGCAGCAGUGUGUUCACAGCUCACUGAGCAAGUGUUGGUCAGCUCUCUCUCUCUCUCUCUCUCUCUCUCUCUCCUUUCUCAGUAGCUUCCACUCCAUGAAGGUGAAGGUAGGCUGGGGUAGCCAUUGUGAAUGCACUUUUGACCUCUCUGUCUCAAGGAGGCGCAGCUAAAAUAAUCCAUGUUUCAAUUCAUGUGCGUCAACCUUCAUAUCCAGAGAAAAACGAACAAGUUAAGAAACCUGUAGGGUGCUAAUCAGGGAUACUCUUUGCUGAUGUGUACAUGUUUCUGAGUUUGUUUAGAAUUUUAUCUUCUCUGUUAACAGAUUUGAUAUUAUUUAUUAGCGUAUUUAAUUGACUUUGUGGUCAUGUACUUCUCUACAACCAAGUCAACAACAGCUCUUGUAGUUUUAAUAUUUAUUUUGUUGAAUAUGAACAGAGUAAAUGAGUAAGCGUUGCAUUUUUGCUAGGCCUGGAUACCCUGCGGUGUCAUUUUAACCCAUGUUUUCUCAUUUCCGUGCUUUUAUACUAGUGAUGUGAGUCAUUAUGCACUGGAACCAGGUUUCAAACAGCUGACAUUAGCCAAUACCCAAACCUCACCUUUUCAGUUCACAGAUUGACACACACUACAGUUUAGAUGCCUUAUAUAUGACGAGCAGAAAGUAAAGCUUGAGAGCUCCAACAGAUGUCAGCCAACCAUUUUUUAAAGAUUUGAAGGGUAAUAACACGUCAAGUCCCUGGAGCUCUACGGUGCCCUGUUCAGGAACCGGCAGGAAAAGGAACAAAACAAUGAAACAUCAGCGUGCUUCCGGAGGGCGUCCUUACCUACAGCAUUAAGGUUUAAAUCCGAUGGACAUAACUGAGAAGCACUGCGCUUUUUAAGCAGAUGUCACAGCUUUAGUGUGGACGUGUCACACAUCCUUACCAGACAACUGAAGUAUUGCUGCUUAUAGAUCCUUUCAACCACCCACAGUAUUGAUGUUGUCUUAACCAAGCUUACAUUAUUGCUUUCAUGUUUGGUGAACUUAAGUUAUAAGAUGUCCCUCCUCUUGAAGCCUGUAUGUAGGGUUCUGGAGUCUUCACAGGGCAUGGGGCCGUGGGACAUGUAUCACUGUUGUAAUCUGUUCCAGAGUUAUAUAGCUGUGUUCCUUUAAAUAAAUAAUAAAUAAAUGGCUUGGUAA